Messenger RNA from Macrobrachium nipponense, 390 nucleotides. Its product is annotated as dnaJ homolog subfamily C member 7 homolog. The record is from RefSeq and is a predicted model, not a curated record. Bases 1 to 390 code for a protein of 129 amino acids. The transcript has a single exon. Lineage: Eukaryota; Metazoa; Arthropoda; Malacostraca; Decapoda; Palaemonidae.
AUGGCUAUCAACAAGGGUCUCGGCGGAUGGGAAGUGCACCAACUUCGCGGGAAGCACCUCCUAAAACAAGAGCUCUUUGGGGCUGCAGUGGAAGACCUCGAAAUUGCGAACAGGCUUAAGAGAUCUGCAGAGACUAAGCAAGCGCUGAAUGAGGCCAAGAUUAAGCUGAAGAUAUGGGAAACCCAAAGCCACCACUAUGCUUUGGGUCUUCUACAAACUGCGACCAAACCUCAAAUUUUGAAAGCCUACAAAGACCUGUCCAUGAAGUACCAUCCAGACAGGCACAGAGACAAACCAGAAGUUUUACAAAAGGCUUUUGAAGAAAAGUUUAAGCGCAUUACUAAUGCAAAGACGGAUCUGAUGGAAAAUCAACAACAAUGGCAGCAUUAG